Colletotrichum higginsianum IMI 349063 is the source of this 3126-nucleotide messenger RNA. RefSeq names its product glycoside hydrolase family 5 protein. Gene Ontology annotation, molecular function: nucleic acid binding; beta-glucosidase activity; RNA-DNA hybrid ribonuclease activity. The transcript is spliced from 3 exons. Lineage: Eukaryota; Fungi; Ascomycota; Sordariomycetes; Glomerellales; Glomerellaceae. Bases 1 to 3126 code for a protein of 1041 amino acids. The record is from RefSeq and is a predicted model, not a curated record.
AUGGCGGACAAGUAUGCCGCACAGGACCUCUCCGAUGCCGCUCUGGGAGGGCCGAUUGGCCUGAAAGACGGCUAUUUCAUCGACGGACACGGCCGCACGCUCACGCUGCACGGCCUCAACGUCUCGGGGGCCAGCAAGCUGCCGACGGAACCCAACGGCCUGUCCCAUCUCACCGACGGCUUCUUCGAGCACCGCACCGUAACCUUCGUCGGCAGGCCGUUUCCCCUGCAGGACGCCCCGCUGCACUUCCGCCGCCUGCGGGCCUGGGGACUCCCCCUCGUCCGCCUCCUCGUGACGUGGGAGUCCCUCGGCCACGCCGGCCCGGAUCCCGAGACGGACCUUGACUUUGAGUACAUUGAUUACCUGCGCCAGCUCAUCGAGCUCAUGCCCAAGUACGGCAUCAAGUGCUUCGUCUGCGCCCACCAGGACGUCUGGAGCAGGUUCAGCGGCGGGAGCGGCGCCCCCGGGUGGACUUUCGAGGUCGCGGGACUCGACGUCGAGGCCUUCACCGACACGGGCGCCGCCUAUGUGCACGGCCAAGACGAGCUGCGCCGCGCCAAUGCGCCUGUCAACGAGAAGGAGCCCAGCGGUCCCUUCGUGUGGCCUUCGGGGUACCAGAAGCUGGCUGCGUCGACAAUGGCCACGCUGUUUUGGGCGGGAGAUGCUCUCGCGCCGAACCUGCGCUGUCCGCGGCCCCAGAGCUCGGCGAAAGGCGACACUGUUUCCGUGAGGGAGUACCUUCAGCACGCUUUCGUAGAAGCGUUUGGCCGACUGGCCGACGAGGUCAGCGGUCUUGAGGCCUGCGUUGGCUUCGAGCCGUUGAACGAGCCCCAUCGCGGCCUCAUCAACCUCCACGGGUUUGACGGGUGGAACUAUGACACCGACCUCCACAUCGGAUAUUACCCGUCGCUGACGCAAGCUCUUGCGCUCGCCAGCGGCUACGCCCAGGAGGUGGAUUACUACGUGAAGUCGUGGCCGUUCCCAACUCGCGUCUCGCACCGAACUCUCGUCGACCCCAAGGGAAGAUCGGCUUGGUUGACUGCGAAGCCAGACGCUGCGAAGCCUCAGAACUACGGCCUGGGCGAGUGUGUCUGGCGCGCUCACGGUGUUUGGGAAUGGGACGAGACGAAGAAAGGCCCGAAAGUGCUGCAGAAGAACUACUUCGAGGUGGACCACCGGCCGGGCAGCGAAGGGAAACCUAUCGAGUGGUACAGAGACUUCUACGGCCCGUUCCUGAAGCGCUUCUCUGACCGCGUCUCCCGCAAAUCCCCUCGCCAGUUCUGCUUCUUUGAGCCCAUACCGAACGAGUUCAUGCCGCCCUGGAUCGGGCAAGGGGACAAAGCGGACGAGUCGGCGCAGAAGCAGACGUAUGCGACCAAAACCAUAAUCGACACCCAGCGGCCGGGAAACCUCGUGUUUGCGCCUCACUUCUACGACCUCAACGUCUUGUUCAGCAAACACCACUCGUGGAUGAGCGUCAACGUGCAGGGUGCGUCGAGAGGCAUGUUCAUACUCAAGGCGCUCUACUUCGGCGCGAAGGCACUGCGGAAAAACUACCGCCUUCAGCUUUCCAAUAUCCUGAAGUACGGGAAAAAGUCGUUGGGCGGCCACGUCCCGGCCCUCAUCGGCGAGGUCGGCAUCUCUUUCGACAUCAACGGCGGCGCGGCGUUCAAGACCGGCGACUACGACAAGCAGCGCGAGCUGAUGCACGCCCUUAUCUCGGCCAUGGAGGACAACCAGGUCGCCUUCACGCUGUGGAACUACAACCCCGACAACCGCGUUGAGCACGGCGACGGCUGGAACAUGGAGGACUUCUCUGUCGUCAACGGCAACACCGAAGCCAGGCCCGGCCACAUCCUCCCCGACUACGCCAACGAGGCCCACGAGGAGGACGAGAUGUACCGCGGGGGCAGAGUGCUGGACGUCAUCAUCCGGCCCUAUGCCGUCAAGGUUGCCGGACGGCCCCUACGGUCGGACUGGGACUCCCGAACCCUGCAUUACGAGUUUGAAUGGGUGACAGAGACCCCUGACGCGGACCAUACAGGGAAGAAAAAGUCGGACAAGUCGCGGACGACCGAGGUAUUUGUGCCCAACUAUCACUAUGCUGGGCGCGGCAUCCAAGUCAAGGUCAGCGGGGGCGAGUGGUCGUACGACCCGGACCUGCAGACGCUCUACGUCCAUCACGACGCCAGCAGGACCGACCACCGGUUGACCAUCGAUAUUCCCAACGUGCCGAAACACCUCAUGGAGACGGUGGAACGGCGACGCCGCGCGUUCCCGCCACGCUUCCCCCUGAGCCUGGUCUCGCCCAGCACCGAACUGGCGAUGGAGGAGUUGAUGCUGACGUACUUACGGAUCAUCAUACGAGAGUUUGGUAUCUUCUCGCAAUCAGGGUCGACUAGAGAAGAGAAGCCCAUAUUUGACAAGGACCAACAUAAUACAUCACACCUACCCAAUCACCGCCUAAGCAAGCUCGGCAAGAUGAUGAUGGGCUACGACGAUGACGAUGGCCAGGGGAGCCGGCUCUUUGAGCACCGCGCCAGCGACCCGCACAGGCUGGUACCAAGAUCAGAACUCGUCGUUUACGACCCCCGGAAGCAAGUCUUCGGCCUCCAGAUGUACUCGUGGCAAAUAAAACGCGUCGUACCCGACCCCGGAUCCCUCGUCGUCUACAUCGACGGCGCCUGCCGGGACAACGGGGCCCGCGCGGCCCGGGGUUCGUGGGGCGUCUACUUCGGCCCCGGGUCCCAGUAUAACCGCUGCGGCCUGCUCGCGCCGGACCUCCCGCAGACCAGCUCGCGCGCCGAGAUCGAGGCCCUGGCCCAGGCGCUCGACGCCCUCCACGAGAUCACGCGCCGCGACUACUCCCUGAGGCAUAUCACGAUCGCGACGGACUCGGAGUACCUCGCCCACGCCAUGUCGCUGUGGAUCGGGGACUGGAUCGAGAACGAGGGGAUGACCGCCCGCGGCCGCCGGGUCGCGCACUUCGAGACGCUGAAGGCGCUGCACGAGCGGCUCGACGAAAUGACGUACGGCGACGAUGGCGGGCUGGACUUCAUGUUCUGGCCGAUCCCGAGGGAAGAGAACACGGAGGCCGACAGGCUGGCCAACCAGGCUUUUGAGUAG